UGCCUCUCUAUCUCAUCUUCCUUUCUCUGAAUACAAAAAGUAUCAUCUUCAGCCAUGUCGGUCGUUACCAAAGUGUUUGCUCGUCAGAUCUUUGACUCUAGAGGCAACCCUACAGUAGAGGUUGACCUCUACACCGAAAAGGGCAUGUUCCGUGCCCAAGUGCCCUCUGGUGCUUCCACAGGUGCUCACGAAGCCGUCGAACUUCGUGACAAAGGGAAGGACUACAUGGGUAAAGGUGUCCUCAAAGCCGUCGAGAAUGUCAACAAAAUUCUCGGCCCCGCUUUGAUCGAGUCCAAGCUCCCUGUUACGUCUCAGAAGGACAUCGACGAUCUUCUCAUCAAGACCGAUGGGACGGACAACAAGGGAAAAUUGGGUGCUAAUGCGCUCCUUGGUGUCUCCAUGACUGUAUCUCAAGCUGCCGCGGCCGAGAAAGGUCUUCCCCUCUACAAGUACCUUGCCUCCCUUGCUGGUGUGACCGAUUUCGUCAUGCCCUGCCCCUCGUUCAACGUCAUUAACGGUGGAUCCCACGCCGGUAAUGCUCUUGCCUUCCAGGAGUUCAUGAUUCUCCCCACUGGCGCUUCAUCCUUCACCGAGGCCAUGAAAAUGGGUACAGAGACAUACCACACUCUUAAGAAAGUUAUCAUUGCCAAAUUUGGCAUUGAUGCCGCUAAUGUCGGUGACGAGGGUGGUUUCGCCCCCAACGUUUCCGGUGCCGAGGAGUCUCUCGACCUUUUGACCGAGGCCAUUGAGAAAGCUGGUUACACCGGAAAGGUCCAAAUCGGUCUCGAUGUCGCUUCUUCUGAGUUCUACAAGGACGGAAAAUACGACCUUGAUUUCAAGAACCCCAACUCGGACUCUUCCAAAUGGCUCACCGAUGACCAGCUCGCUGAGCUCUACCAGAGCUACUUUGCCAAGUACGAUAUCUGCACCAUUGAGGAUCCCUUCCACGAGGAUGACUGGCCCGCAUGGUCCAAGUUCAUCCCUGACCUCAAGAUCCAAUGUGUCGGUGACGACUUGCUGGUAACCAACCCUCUCCGCAUCAAGACCGCCAUCGAGAAGAAAGCGUGCAACGGUCUUUUACUCAAGAUCAACCAGAUCGGUACCAUCACCGAGUCCAUUCAAGCUGUACAGCUUGCUCAAUCUAACGGCUGGGGUGUCAUGACCUCUCACCGAUCCGGAGAGACGGAAUCGACUUACAUCGCCGACUUGUCGGUGGCCCUCAAGACUGGACAGAUCAAGACUGGUGCUCCAUGCCGUUCCGAGCGUAUGGCCAAGUACAACCAGCUUCUCCGUAUCGAGGAAGAGCUCGGUGAGGGUGUCGUGUAUGCAGGCAGCAAGGGGUUGUCCGCUGGACCCACAGCCCCUGCUCUUCACUCGGAGUAAGCAAUAAGUAUCGUGAAUGUUUAUAGAGUGGUGAACGAGAUCAAAAAAGGAAGAGGAUGGCGCAGAGGAGCAAUGCAUCAUGAUGAACAAGUCA
Molecule: messenger RNA, 1477 nt
Organism: Tremella mesenterica DSM 1558
Lineage: Eukaryota; Fungi; Basidiomycota; Tremellomycetes; Tremellales; Tremellaceae
Exons: 10
Coding region: 55-1383 (442 amino acids)
Biological process (GO): glycolytic process
Cellular component (GO): phosphopyruvate hydratase complex
Molecular function (GO): phosphopyruvate hydratase activity; magnesium ion binding
Source: RefSeq, a predicted model, not a curated record